ACGGUACAGCAGUCUACAACCACGCUGGCACCAGGCGAUCAUGCAAGGGUUCCAGAUUUCCGAUAGUACUCAAACGCCUCACGAGCGCAACAACCGUCACGCCCUUUGAUAUCGUGCAGACGAUGAGGACCACAUUUCCUACUGCGGAAGGUUACUCAAUGUUAUAAACUUACUUAAGUGUGUUUGUCGUUAGUUAAGUAUUUAUUAUUACCAUUAACUGGUCUGCGACGGUCUAAACUGGACCGUGUCUUGUGUUUGGAUGAUGAUAGCGUUGUUGUUGUUGCUGGGUGCCUUUGUUUCUAUUGGAAUCUCAGACGACAGUUAUACGGAGAAGAAGUAUGGGGAAAUGCAUCACAUUCGUCUGCACAGAAGACCUGUUCUCAUUGAGUUCAGCCCAAAGUACAACUCAAACGUGACAAUCUUGUGGAAAAAGGGUGACCGUCCUGUCAUAAUGGACAAAAAGUUUACGAUGAUUGGUAGCCACUUUUCCAUUUAUAAGUUAACUCAGGAAGACAGUGGUCGCUACAUAAUGAGAGACAAAGAUCUGAACGAACUGUCCACCUACACACUUGAAGUAAAAGCAAUCAGAAAGAACUUUGAAGGAAAACCUGGUGACCACUUCAGCUUCUCCUAUGAUCUGGAACCAAACUCCUGCAACAUUUACUUCUUCCAAGAAAGCGACCGACAGCCGAUAAAGUUGAAGAAUGAGAUUGUUCGUCAAGGAAGGCUGCAGGGGGGUUUGGAUGAAUUUGAUUGCAUAGGGUUUGAUGUCAAACAUCCAUGUGGGAUUUCAAACAAGGCCCUCCAGAUGUCAUGCAACGGACGUUAUGAGAUCAGAGAUCAGAAUAACAACACAGCCUUAGUGGCGUCACUGGAAAUGAACCAAAUCAAAAUGAGCUUUGAAAGAGAACCUGGUGACCUGGCGGAAUCAUCUCAUCAGCCAUCUCGAAUUGGUAUCGGGGUUGGUGUUUUCCUGUCCUCGCUUUUCUGCUAUUGCCUGAAGUGCUACUGCUGUGGGAAAAGCUCCUCCAAAGAGGACACACCUGAGAUUGCUGCUGCUGAACCAGAUGUUCAAUACCAAGAGUAUGACCAUGAGCCUGUUGGACCGGGGUCAGACCGACUCAUUCAGCCGCCUGAGACACUCUACCCCGCUCAGCCUUCUUAUACUCCGACUAACCCGUUGGUACACAAUCAUCCUGCACUGAAUUUGCCGCCAGCUUAUUCUGAGGUUUCAGCUCCAGUAGAGCAGCCAGACGCUCCAACUUUCCCCCUCUACUCUGACCCUGAGCCAAAGUUUGAGCUGAAGGGGAUGACCUUUCCCUGUGCCCCCCCACUCGGUUCAGACUCCACUCACUGUGAUGUUUAUACCUCAGACAAACUCAACUUCCUCUGAGAGCCUUGAUUUCUAAAGAUACAUUGAAAUAUGUAAACACUUAAUUUGAUAGCUCACUCAUUAGUGUAAGAUUAGAUGGACAUUUUGGGAUAUAAGGAUAUUCCCCAGUGGCUUGCUUUUAAUGGAUUAAACCAGGAAUUGGAAACCUUAGCGUAGCCAACGGCACACUGGCAAUAAGUGUACAGGAGAGUUUAUUGGAAAGGUCAAAGUGCGCUUUUAUCCACAUGCCAAAUAACCUCUUUCACAGCCAUUUGCAUUCAGGAAAAUUGUUAUUUACAGUAGUUUUGAUCCAUUUUAUUCAAAAACCAAAUCUCAUGAAGACCCGCCCUAGUCUUUCUAUGACUGGCUAGUAAUUGUUGCCUUCUUCGUAGAAUUUGUUAGCUUUAUAGCAGAUCAAAAGGAUUUGGAGGGUUGGGAGGGUUAAUGGUUUCAACUCAGGUGUGGAUCUUUUCAUGAGGAUGGCAGCCUUGUCUGAUGCUCUCUUAUAUAAUCACAAUGUCCUGAUUAUGGGAGAGAAAUGUAUUCUGAAAAUAUUGCUAUGCACGUUACUAUUGAUGAUGCUUUUUGAAAUUUCCAUUUCAAUGUGGUGUUAUGAUUAAAUUUAAUGUUAGCCUAAAUGUUGAUAUGGCACACUGAUACAGAAGAAAAUGUAUAAAUGGAACUUCAUAUCGAAAAGGUUGGUGAAGCCAGAAUUAAACAAACAAGAUAUAAUAUAUAAAUUAGUGAGCUUUAGAUGUGGUAGGUUAAUAAAGUGUCCUCUGUAAAGAGCCAAGCUAGCUGUUUCCCCCUGUUUCUAGUAUUUGUGCUAUGUUAUGAAAAGGAGUGCCAUCACUCCUCUCAUUUAACUGUCAGCAAGAAUAGAAUCAAAUUUCCCAAAAUGUUUAAAAGAAAGAGUGAAGAUCGUUUUUUGCCUCUAAAUCAGUCCCUUUAAUGUUUUUGUUUACAGAGCAGAGCUUAAGAUUUUGUUAAAAAGAAUGAGUAGUUAAUCAUAAAUCUCACUUUAAGAGCUCAUUAGAUUGUCAUAGUAGCCUACUGAGUGAAUAUCGGACUCAUUCCUGUGGUUCGGUCAGGGACACAUCAUUCAUUGCAGACCGGCUUGACUGUGAACAUUUUCAGGGAAGACCCAAAGAUAAAGUAGUCCUAUCUUUGCAAUGUUCUCUUUUUUUAAAAAGUGGUAAACAAGUCCUUAUUGUACUUGAGUUACUUGCAUAUUUGCUUGCCGUUCUCUUGCAUGGAAUUCAGCUUGUAGCUCAAGAUCAGUUAAAAACUUGUAAUAGUUGAUGCUUACAUUGUAGUUUAGUGUGGAAUUAAAAUGAUCUUCAAAUGAGCUGUAGAUAAUAUUGAUAUCUUGGUUACUGUAUUUCAAUUACUCAGGCAAGUCACAGAAACAUAUCGAUAUGUGUUGAAGUCAUAUUGUACAUGAGUAAAUGAUAUUUGUAAUGUUACUGAAUUAUUAAAAUUUGUACAAAUUUAAUUUGCUCAGUUAUACGUUUAAAGGAACGUUUGUUUGCUGUUGAAAGGGAACUGGAACUCAUCAAAACUUGGUUUGAUGUUAAUAAAUUGUCUCUAAAUAUAAAAAAAACUAAAUUUAUGGUGUUUGGAGAUCAAAAAUAAUUAAAUGGAGAUAUUGAAUUAAAAAUCUGUGGUAAUUUUUGAGACAAAAUUCCUCGGAGUUGUGAUUGAUCAUAAGAUAACAUGGAGACAACACAUUGACUAUAUAAAUGGUAAAAUGUCAAAGUCAAUAGCUAUACUGUACAAAUCUAGGGAUAUAUUAAAUUACAAGGCCAUGCUUAUCAUUUAUUGCUCACUUAUACUUCCUUACAUGUCGUAUUGUGUGGAGGUAUGGGGUUCAACCUAUAAAACAUUUAUAAAUUCCACUGUCCUGUUACAAAAAACGAGCUAUACGUAUUAUGAAUAAGGAUAAUUACUAUGAUCACACAAAUCCUUUGUUUGUAAAAUCUCAUGUUAUAAAAUGUAAUGAUUUGGUAUAUUAUAAAAUAAUGCAAACAAUGUUCAGAGCUAAAACAAAGUCACUACCAGACUGUGUACAAAGGAUUUUUUCAAUACACGAGUGUAAAUAUGAUUUGAGAGAUGUUUGUAAAUUUACCGUUUAAAAAGCUAAAAAGGGGAUUAAAAGAAGAUUAGUUUCUAUUGUUGGGGUUAAAGUAUGGAACAAUUCUAAUAUAAAUGUAAGAAUGUGUAAUUCUUUUUUCGUUUUCAAAAGGACUGCAUAUAUAAGCUUAAUAUUUCUGACUAUGCCUUUUCAGUUAUAUUGUAUACUAUAUUAUAUAUAGGCUGUAUACAUUGUAUUGUGUGUGAUGACUGAAUAAAAUCACUAACUAACAAAUAUAAAAUAAUCACAAGAGACAGUUGCCUUAUUUUAUUACAAAUAUUCAAUGGCAUAAAAACAACUCUGCACUGCAAGUAUGUCAACAUUUCAUUGUAUGCAUUAUUUUAAAAGUCUAUCUUAAUAUAAAUCAAAAUAUUUGGGACUUUAACAAAGUACUAUUCAAGCACUAACUGGGGCCUUUUUGAGAACAUGAUAUUUUAUUUAACAUGUAUGUAUGUCCAAACAAGGAAUCAUCUUCUGUAUGUAUCCUUUUUUAUUUGAUCUUUGUGUCAGGUGCAUUAAAUCUUAUACUACUCAACUAUUUGUUUUGCAUUUGUUUUUUCCCCU
Molecule: messenger RNA, 4070 nt
Organism: Anoplopoma fimbria (sablefish)
Lineage: Eukaryota; Metazoa; Chordata; Actinopteri; Perciformes; Anoplopomatidae
Exons: 8
Coding region: 260-1393 (377 amino acids)
Source: RefSeq, a predicted model, not a curated record